CGCGGAGGCGACCCGUCGCUGCUCAAAUUCAUGUACAAGCACUUCACCGUCAGCUACGAGAACCUGCGCGCUGGCCGGAUAUGGACAGUGCUCACCGGCGCGUUCUCCCACUCGGACACGAGCCACGCGCUCAUGAACGGCCUCUCGCUCUUCUUCAUCGCGCCCUCGGUGCUGGCCCUGCUGAGCCCACCGCGCUUCCUGGCGCUGUACAUAUCAGGCGCCCUCGGCGCAAGUUUGACCAGCAUCCUGUGGAAGCGCUACGCUCAAAUCCCAGAUUUCCCCUCCCAAGGCGCCAGCGGCGCCAUCCUGGCUAGCAUUGCCUACCUCGCGUGUGUAUCCCCCCGCACCACAUUCUACAUCUUCUUCAUCGUCCCGUGCCCGGCGUGGGCGCUGUUGCCCGGGAUGCUCGCGUAUGAUGGGUACAUGGCCUAUUCGGACGCUCGAUCCCGCACGGACGCGGCCGGCCACGUCGGGGGCAUGCUCUCGGGAAUUGCAUACUUUGCAUCUCGGAUGGGAAGAUUCAUGAUUCGCUAG
Molecule: messenger RNA, 534 nt
Organism: Coniophora puteana RWD-64-598 SS2
Lineage: Eukaryota; Fungi; Basidiomycota; Agaricomycetes; Boletales; Coniophoraceae
Exons: 5
Cellular component (GO): membrane
Molecular function (GO): serine-type endopeptidase activity
Source: RefSeq, a predicted model, not a curated record